CUCCCAGGUGCAGGCAUGGGAUCCCGAUGGAGCUUGUGGGCCCUCUGGGCCGGAGCAGCCCUACUGUGGGCUCGGCUCUCCCCAGCAGAGGCUUCCUGCCAAGGCCUUCAGUGUGCAUCUGGGCACCGCUGCCAGAUGGUGAGCGGGAAGGCCAGGUGUGUGGCAGAGUCCACAGCUGUGUGCCGCGCCCAGGGUGAUCCCCAUUACACGACCUUCGAUGGCCGCCGCUAUGACAUGAUGGGCACCUGCUCCUACACCAUGGCUGAGCUGAAUGGAGAUGAUGAGACCCUGCCAGCCUUCAGUGUGGAGGCUAAGAAUGAGCAUCGGGGCAGCCGCCAAGUCUCCUACGUGGGCUUGGUCACAGUCCAUGCCUACAGCCACUCUGUGACGAUAGUUCGUGGGGAAACUGGCUUCGCCCGGAUCGACAAUCAGCGCUCCCGCCUCCCCGCCUCCCUGAGUGAGGGUCGCCUGCGCGUGUACCAGAGCGGAACACGAGGUGUGAUCGAGCUGGACUUUGGGCUGGUGGUCACCUAUGACUGGGACAGCCAGCUGACACUCAGCCUGCCCAAGCGCUUCCAAGACCAGGUGUGGGGGCUGUGUGGCAACUACAAUGGGGACCCUGCUGACGACUUCCUCACACCUGACAGGGAACAGGCUUCAGAUGCCUUGGAAUUUGCAAACAGCUGGAAGCUGGAUGAUGGGGACUACCUAUGUGAUGACGGAUGCCACACGACUUGUCCCUCCUGCACUGCAGGCCAGACCCAGCACUAUAAGGGAGACCGGCUCUGUGGCAUGCUAACGCUAGCCACAGGCCCCUUCUCUGCCUGCCAUGAAUUGCUGGACCCCAAAUCUUUCCUAGAGGAUUGUGUGUUUGACCUGUGUGUGACUGGAGGGGAGCGCCUCAGCCUGUGCCGGAGCCUUGGCGCCUAUGCCCAGGCCUGUGCAGAACUGGGUGUCUCUAUUGGAAACUGGAGGCCACCAACCAACUGCCCCCUGUCCUGCCCAGCCAACAGCUGCUAUGAUCCUUGCAGCCCAGCCUGCCCAGCCUCCUGCAACUCAGAAGCUGCACCCAGCAACUGCUCUGGGCGCCCCUGUGUGGAGGGCUGCGUGUGCCUUCCGGGCUUUGUGGCCAGUGGUGGCGAGUGUGUGCCUGCGUCAUCCUGUGGCUGCACCUACCAGGGCCGUCCCCUGGCCCCAGGUCAGGAGGUGUUUGCUGACGACCUGUGUCGGCAACGCUGCACCUGUGAUGGAGCCACCCAGAAGGUGAUCUGCAGGGACACAUCGGGGUGCCCUUCUGGUGAGCGCUGCCGUGUGCUGAACGGCCUCCUGGGUUGCUACCCAGACAACUUCGCCAGCUGCCAAGCAUCUGGAGACCCACACUACGUGAGCUUCGAUGGAAGGCGCUUUGAUUUUAUGGGUACCUGCACGUACCUGCUGGUGGGUUCGUGCGGCCAGGAUGCCGCGCUGCCCGACUUUAAGGUGCUGGUGGAAAAUGAACAUCGAGGGAGCCAGACCGUGAGCUACACCAGAGCUGUGCGGGUGGUGGUCCAUGGUGUGGAGGUCGCUGUGCGCAGAGAGUACCCGGGAAGAGUGAUGGUGGACGGCAUCCUGCAGUACCUGCCCUUCCAGGCCGCGGGAGGGAAAAUCCAGGUGUUCCGCCAGGGCAAUGAUGCAGUCAUACGCACAGACUUCGGCCUGACUGUUACCUACAACUGGGAUGCUCACGUGACUGCCAAGGUGCCCAGUAGCUACUCAGAGGCUGUGUGUGGGCUCUGUGGGAACUUCAAUGGGAACCCAGCUGAUGACCUGAUGCUGAAGGGUGGAGGCCAAGCUAACAGCGCCCUGGACUUUGGAAACAGCUGGCAGGAGGAGAUAAUACCUGGGUGUGGAGCAACCGAUGCUGGUGACUGCCCCCAACUGGACUCCCUUGUGGCCCAGCAACAACAAAGCAAAAAGGAAUGUGGGGUCCUUGCCGAUCCUGCGGGACCCUUCAGGGAGUGUCACAAGUUGCUGAGCCCCCAGGGUGCUCUUCGUGACUGUGUCUAUGACCUCUGCCUGCUGCCCGGCCAGUCUAAGCCGCUGUGUGACGCACUCGCUGCAUAUGCUGCCGCCUGCCAGGCUGCUGGGGUCACUGUGCAUCCCUGGAGGAGUGAGAAACUUUGCCCGUUGACCUGCCCACCUAACAGCCACUAUGAGCCAUGUUCCUAUGGAUGUCCUCUGUCCUGUGGAGACCUGCCAGUGCCCCAAGGCUGUGGCUCAGAAUGCCGAGAGAGCUGUGUUUGUGAUGAGGGCUUCGCCCUCAGUGGUGAGUCUUGUGUGCCCCUGGCCUCCUGCGGCUGUGUACACCAGGGCACCUACUACCCGCCAGGAGAAACCUUCUACCCUGGACCUGGAUGCGAGUCUCUUUGCCACUGCCAGGAGGGUGGCCUGGUUUCCUGUGAGCCCUCCUCCUGUGGCCCACAUGAGGCCUGCAAACCAUCCAAUGGCGCCCUGGGCUGUGUGGCUGUGGGCACCACCACCUGCCAGGCAUCGGGAGACCCCCAUUACAUUUCCUUUGACGGCCGCCGCUUUGACUUCAUGGGCACCUGUGUGUAUGUGCUGGCGCAAACUUGUGGAACCCGGCCCGGCCUGCACCAGUUCACCGUCCUGCAGGAGAAUGCGCCCUGGGGCAAUGGCCAAGUCAGUGUGACCAAGGCCAUCACAGUCCAGGUGGCCAACUACACCCUGCGGCUGGAGCAGAACCAGUGGAAGGUCAAGGUGGACGGGGUGGACAUGAAGCUGCCAGUCGUGCUGGAUGGGGGCAAGAUCCGUGUCUCCCAACAUGGGUCUGAUGUAGUGAUUGAAACUGAUUUUGGCCUGCGCGUGACCUAUGAUCUCGCAUACCAUGUGCGGGUCACCAUCCCAGGCAACUACUACCAGCAGAUGUGUGGUUUGUGUGGAGACUAUGAUGGAGACCCCAAGGAUGAUUUCCAGAAGCCAGAUGGCUCCCAGGCAACCAACCCCAGUGACUUUGGUAACUCCUGGGAGGAAGCUGUGCCGGACUCCCCCUGUGCACCGGUACCUCCCUGCGAAGGAGGCGACUGUGAUGCUAAGUGCAGCCCUGAGCAGGAGGACAAGUAUCAUGGGGUGCAGUUCUGCGGGCUGCUCUCCAGCCCCACGGGGCCACUGGCUGACUGCCACAAGCUGCUGGACCCCCAGGGUGCCUUGAAAGACUGUGUCUUUGACCUCUGCCUGGGAGGCGGCAACCUGAGCAUUCUCUGCAACAACAUCCACGCCUAUGUGAGCGCCUGCCAGGCAGCUGGAGGCAAAGUGGAACCGUGGAGGACGGAAACCUUCUGUCCAAUGGAGUGCCCCCCUCACAGCCACUAUGAGGUCUGUGCUGACACCUGCUCCCUGGGCUGCUGGGCUCUCAGUGCCCCACAGCAGUGCCCAGAAGGAUGCGCUGAGGGCUGUGAAUGUGACUCCGGCUUCCUGUACAAUGGCAAAGCCUGUGUGCCUAUCCAGGAAUGUGGCUGCUACCACAAUGGGGUCUACUAUGAGCCAGAGGAGUCCGUUCUCAUUGGAAAUUGCCAGCAGCAGUGUGUGUGCCAUGCAGGAGAAGGCAUGGUGUGCAAGGAGCACAGCUGUAAGCCAGGACAGGUGUGCGAGCCCUCAGGAGGCGUCCUGGCCUGCAUCACCAAAGACCCAUGUCACGGUGUCACUUGCCGGCCACAGGAGACCUGCAAAGUUCAGGGUGGGCAGGGCGUGUGUGUGCCCAACUACAAUUCCACGUGCUGGCUGUGGGGUGACCCUCACUACCACUCCUUCGAUGGCUGGAACUUUGACUUCCAGGGCACCUGCAGCUACCUGCUGGCAGGGACUGUCUGUCCUGGGGUCCAUGCCGAGGGCCUGACCCCCUUUACUGUCACAACCAAGAACGAGAACCGAGGUAGCCCUGCUGUGUCCUAUGUGAGACUGGUCACCGUGACCGCCCUCAACGUCAACAUUUCCAUCCACAAGAAUGAGAUCGGCAAAGUCCGGGUGAAUGGAAUUCUGAUGGCCUUGCCUGUCUACCUGGCUGGUGGGCAGAUUUCGGUCGUUCAUGGAGGCUCCAAGGCUGUGCUGGUGACCGAUUUCGGGCUUCUGGUCACCUACGACUGGAAUUGGAGGGUAGAGGUCACGCUGCCCAGUAGUUACCAUGGUGCAGUGUGCGGGCUCUGUGGAAACAUGGACAGAAACCCCCAGAAUGACCAAGUCUUCCCUAACGGCACAGCGGCACCCUCUAUACCCACCUGGGGUGGCAGCUGGCAGACUCCAGGGUGGGACCCUCUUUGCUGGAAUGAAUGCCAGGGCUCCUGCCCAGUGUGCCCAGAGGACCGACUGGAGGAGUAUGAGGGUCCCGGCUACUGUGGACCUCUGGCUCCUGGCGCAGGGGGCCCCUUCGCCAGCUGCCACGCCCAUGUACCUCCUGAGAGCUUCUUCAAGGGCUGCAUGCUGGAUGUCUGCCUGGGUGGUGGCGUCAAGGACAUACUAUGCCAGGCACUGGCUGCCUAUGCUGCUGCCUGCCAGGCUGCUGGCAUCCAAAUCAAGGACUGGAGGACUCAGGCUGGCUGUGAGAUCUCCUGCCCUGACCACAGCCACUAUGAGCUCUGCGGCCCACCCUGCCCAGCCAGCUGCCCACCCCCUUCACGCCACACAACCCCAGCUGCAUGCGACGGGCCCUGUGUGGAGGGCUGCCAGUGUGACCAGGGCUUCGUGUUGAGUGCUGAGCAGUGCGUUCCCCUAGAUGGCGGCUGCGGCUGCUGGGUCAACGGCACAUACCAUGAAGCAGGCACUGAGUUUUGGACUGAUGCCACCUGCUCUAAGAGGUGCCACUGUGGACCUGGAGGUGACUCUUUGGUCUGCACGCCUGCCAGCUGUGGGCUGGGACAGGAGUGUGCCUUGUUGCCCUCUGGCCAGAUCGGCUGCCAACCUACAAGCACAGCUGAGUGCCAAGCCUGGGGUGAUCCCCAUUACGUCACCUUAGAUGGGCACCGGUUUGACUUCCAAGGCACCUGCGAGUACCUGUUGAGUGCACCCUGCCAUGCACCACCCGCAGGGACCGAAUACUUCAAUGUCACUGUGACUAAUGAGCACAGGGGCAGCCAGGCUGUCAGCUAUACCCGAAGUGUCACCCUGAAUAUCUAUGGCCUCAGCCUGACCCUCAGUGCCCAGUGGCCAAGACAGCUACAGGUGAACGGCGAAUUCGUUGCUCUGCCCUUCUACCUGGACCAGCGACUGAGCAUUUACCUAAGUGGAGCAGAUGUAGUGGUGAACACUGCUGCAGGGCUCUCCCUGGCUUUUGAUGGCAACAGUUUCGUGCGCCUGCGCGUGCCCGCAGCCUAUGCAGGCGCCCUCUGUGGCCUGUGCGGGAACUACAACAAAAAUCCCAAAGAUGACCUGGCAGCAGUAGAUGGGAAACCUGAGGGCUGGAAGGUGGGCGGAGCCCCCGGCUGUGACAAGUGUGAGCCUGAGCCUUGCCCACAGCCCUGUACACCUGAGCAACAGGAACCCUUCCGUGGCCCCGACGCCUGCGGCAUCAUCUCGGCCCCCGAAGGCCCGCUAGCGCCCUGCCACAGCCUCGUGCCACCCGCGCAUUACUUUGAGUCAUGCUUGCUGGAUGCCUGUCAGGUUCAGGGACAUCCAGGAGGUCUCUGUCCUGCCCUGGCCACCUAUGUGGCAGCUUGUCAAGCUGCUGGAGCCCAACUUGGAGAGUGGAGGAAGCCAGACUUCUGUCCCCUCCAGUGUCCUGACAACAGUCACUAUGAGCUCUGUGGUGACUCCUGCCCUGUGAGCUGCCCAAGCCUCUCGGCCCCCAAGGGCUGUGAAACCACCUGCCGUGAGGGCUGUGUCUGUAAUUCUGGCUUUGUGCUCAGUGGCGACACCUGUGUGCCUGUGGGCCAGUGUGGCUGCCUCUACAAUGGACGCUACUACCAGCUAGGCGCUACAUUCUACCCAGGCCCUGAGUGUGAGCGGCUCUGUGAGUGUGGGCCAAACGGGCAGGUCACCUGCCAGGAAGGUGGAAGCUGCAAGCCCUAUGAGGAAUGCCGGGUAGAGAAUGGCGUUCAGAGCUGCCAUCCCACAGGUUGUGGUCACUGCCUGGCCAAUGGGGGCAUCCAUUAUGUCACCCUUGAUGGACGGGUGUAUGAUCUUCACGGCUCCUGUUCCUAUGUCUUGGCCAGUGUCUGUCACCCGAAACCUGGAGAUGAGGAGUUUUCCAUUGUGCUGGAGAAGAACUUGGCAGGUGACCCCCAGCGAGUGGUGGUUACCGUAUCAGGACAGGUUGUGAUCCUGGCUCAAGGGCCGCAGGUGACUGUGGAUGGUGAAGCUGUGACCCUGCCCGUGACUAAAGGCCAUGUGAGUGUGACUGCUGAAGGCCGAAACAUGGUUCUGCAGACAGAGCAGGGCAUGAAGGUUCUCUUUGAUGGUGAUGCCCACAUCUUCAUGUCCAUCCCCAGUCCCUUCCGUGGACGUAUCUGUGGCCUCUGUGGCAACUUCAAUGGGAACUGGAGUGACGACUUUGUGCUGCCCAAUGGAGCCGUGGCCCCCAGCGUGGAGGCCUUUGGAGCUUCAUGGCGAGCUCCUGACUCCUCCCCGGGCUGUGGCGAAGGCUGUGGGCCCCAAGGCUGCCCUGUGUGCUUGGCGGAGGAAACACAAGCAUAUGAGAAAAACGAAGCUUGUGGGAAGAUCCGGGACCCCAAAGGCCCCUUUGCAGAAUGCCACCAGGUUCUGAGUCCCUUGGAAUACUUCCGCCAGUGCGUGUAUGACCUAUGUGCCCAUAAGGGCAACAAAACAUACCUCUGCCGUAGCCUGGCAGCCUACACUGCAGCCUGUCAGGUAGCUGGUGCAACCGUGAAACCCUGGAGGACAGAAAGCUUCUGCCCUCUCCAGUGUCCUGCGCACAGCCACUACUCUGUCUGCACACGCUCCUGCCAGGGCUCUUGUGCUGCACUCUCUGGCCUCACUGGCUGCACCACUCGCUGCUUUGAAGGCUGUGAGUGUGAUGAUCACUUCCUGCUCUCCCAGGGUGUGUGCAUCCCUGCCCACGACUGCGGCUGCACCUUCAAUGGCCAGUACAUGCCGGUGAACACCUCAUUGAUGACCUCAGACUGCCAAGAACUCUGUUGCUGCUCUGCAAGAACCGGACUGACAUGCCACGCGGCUGGCUGCCCAUCUGGACAUGUCUGUGAGCUCCAAGGAGGAGUCCGGAACUGCCAGGCUGCCCGUGGUCUUUGCUCCAUCUCUGUGGGGGGCAACUUUACCACCUUCGAUGGGGCUCACAAUGUCAUCAGCUCCCCUGGUACCUAUGAGCUUUCUUCUCGCUGCCCGGGACUCCAGGAGACUCUGCCCUGGUACCGUGUGGUUGCUGACGUCCAGCCUUGCGGUGGCAAUGACAAGGUUGUGGACAAGUUCCACAUCUUCUUCCAGGAUGGAAUUGUGACAGUGACCCAAAGCAAGGGCGUGUGGGUGAACGGUCUCCGAGUGGACCUCCCAGCUACUGUGUUAACCUCUGUGUCUGUGCGGAGGAUGCCCGAUGGCUCCGUGCUUGUCCACCAGAAGGCGGGGGUCCAGGUCUGGCUUGGAACAGACGGGCAGCUAAAUGUGAUGGUCGGUGAUGGCCAUGCAGGCAUGGUGUGUGGGGCCUGUGGAAACUUCGAUGGGGACCAAAGCAAUGAUAUGCUUGACUCUGAGGGGAAGGCACCAAUGGAGAAGUGGGAGGCACAGGACUUCUCCCCAUGUUCCAACUGAUCGGUCAUCGCUGACAAAGGACACUUCAAGACCUGCCUCUUCCAGAAGUUACAGUGAUUGAAGGAUGCCCUGUGUGUCUCUUCCCUGCCCCUCCCCUUUGCUGAGCCACCGAGGCCAAAUCUGAAAGCAUCGAGUAAAUACCUAGACCCAA
Phodopus roborovskii (desert hamster) is the source of this 7918-nucleotide messenger RNA. Its product is annotated as IgGFc-binding protein. Bases 16 to 7767 code for a protein of 2583 amino acids. Gene Ontology annotation, molecular function: protein binding. The transcript has 19 exons. The record is from RefSeq and is a predicted model, not a curated record. Lineage: Eukaryota; Metazoa; Chordata; Mammalia; Rodentia; Cricetidae.